Messenger RNA from Leptosomus discolor (cuckoo roller), 150 nucleotides. Lineage: Eukaryota; Metazoa; Chordata; Aves; Leptosomiformes; Leptosomidae. The record is from RefSeq and is a predicted model, not a curated record.
CCUGCGGCGGGGCCAACGAACGCACCUUCGUGGCCAUCAAACCGGACGGGGUCCAGCGGCACCUGGUCGGGGAGAUCAUCCGGCGGUUCGAGAGGAAGGGGCUGCAGCUGGUGGGGCUGAAGCUCCUGCAGGUGAACGACCCGGCCAUGG